Stomoxys calcitrans (stable fly) is the source of this 1613-nucleotide messenger RNA. RefSeq names its product 60S ribosomal export protein NMD3. NCBI's taxonomy places the organism in Eukaryota, Metazoa, Arthropoda, Insecta, Diptera, Muscidae. Gene Ontology annotation, molecular function: ribosomal large subunit binding. Bases 87 to 1613 code for a protein of 508 amino acids. Gene Ontology annotation, biological process: ribosomal large subunit export from nucleus. Gene Ontology annotation, cellular component: nucleus; cytoplasm. The transcript has a single exon. The record is from RefSeq and is a predicted model, not a curated record.
CAUUGGUUGAUAUGUCAGAUACAGGAAUAAACAUAACGUUUUUUUAGAAACAACACGAGGACAGAAAAUUAGAGUAGUUUUAGAAAAUGGAAUACGUUGAUUUCAACGCUAAAUCAUCGCCAAAUAAAAAUGGGGAAGACAAAGAAGUGAUACAAAUACGAAGAAAUACUAUAUUAUGUUGCGAGUGCGGUGCCAAGAUAGAACCCAAUACCCAUAAUAUGUGUACGAAUUGCUUACGUGAUCAUAUUGACAUCACGGAAGGCAUAUCAAAAGAAGUGGAACUGCAAUAUUGCAGGAAUUGUGAAAGAUACCUACAACCGCCCGGCGAAUGGAUAAAUGCCAGAUGGGAGUCCAGGGAAUUACUUGGACUAUGCUUGAAAAAGAUAAGAGGCUUGAAAAGUCUUAACUUAAUUGACGCUUGCUUCAUUUGGACCGAAAAACAUUCAAAGCGUCUUAAAGUAAAGCUAGUGGUAGAAGGAAAUGAGGUCGAUCAUGCUUCUUUGCGUCAAGGCGCUAUAGUUGAUUACACCAUACAAAAUCAAAUGUGCCACGAGUGUCAUAGGGUGGAGGCGAAAGAUUUUUGGCGUUGUGUAGUGCAGGUCAGACAGCACGCUGAUAAUAAGAAGACCUAUCUAUAUUUGGAACAGUUAAUCUUAAAACAUAAAGCUCACGAAAAUACUUUGGGAAUUAAACCAAUGCAUGGUGGCUUAGAUUUUUAUUUUGCAUCUGAGAAUCAUGCCCGUAAACUAGUAAGUUUUCUCGAAGCAAUGGUUCCUGUUAAGGUAACUAAUUCUAGGCGCUUAAUAUCGCACGAUAAAAACAGCAACAUUCAUCACUACAAGUAUACAUGGUCUGUGGAAAUAGCACCUCUUUCGAAAGAUAGUUUAGUAUGCCUCUCUCCCAAGCUACGGCACCAACUGGGAAAUAUACCAGCAUUAUGUUUAGUCCAUAAAGUGACGCACAAUAUGAAUUUAAUUGAUCCUGUAUCUGGUCAGUUAUCGGAAUUAAGCGGUCUCAACUACUUUCGUUCGCCAUUUGAGGCCAUUUGCAAUCCAAAGCAGCUAGUUGAAUAUAUUGUAAUGGACGUUGAAACACUGAAACCAUCAGAGCGUAAAGGUUCUUCAUCAAAAAACCUUACAUCCGACAGACAUUUAUUAUGUGAUGUUUGGUUAGUUCGUGCAUCGCAGUUGGGCACUAAUGACAAUACCAUACAUGCACGCUCACAUUUAGGACAUGUGCUGGCUGUUGGUGACUCCGUUUUGGGCUAUAGCAUGACAGAAGCAAAUAUCAAUGAGGCGGAGUUUGAAAAACUAAAAAGUGAUAACAUUCCCGAUAUAAUAUUGGUGCGAAAAUGUCAUGAUCGUCAGUCAGGCAAUAGGAAGCGUUUGUGGAAACUGCGCCAUUUAUCAUACGGUCAUCAAGUUGAUGAACAGCUUGUACGUGACAAACUUGAUUUCAUUGAAGAUUUAGAAGAAGAUCCCGAAUUUCGUAAGAACAUUAAUGUAUACCCCGAACAUAUUAAUGUAGCCGAGAAUGAAGAUACAGAAGUCAUUAAUGAGCUGGCAGAGAUACUAGAUGAAAACGGAGAAGACAAGAUGAAGGACAAAAGCUGA